AUGUCCAUUCCCCUCUUCUUAGUGUUCGCCUCCAUUUUACCAAUUACCUACACUUGGCCGUUGCCGAUCAAUGAGAACUCCAAUGGCAACAUACCACUACGCCGGCACAUGCUAGCUGGGAGCUGCGCCACCGGCAACCCGGUGGACGACUGCUGGCGGUGCGACCCCAGCUGGUCUGACAACCGGCAGCGCCUCGCCGACUGCGCCGUCGGGUUCGGCCGCAACGCCAUCGGUGGCAAGAACGGCAGGCUAUAUGUCGUGACGGACCCCGGCGACGACAAUCCAUUGUGGCCAUCUCCGGGCACGCUCCGUUACGGCCUCGCCCAGGACGAGCCCCUGUGGAUCGUAUUCGGCUGGGACAUGACGAUCCGCCCAAAGGUGGAGCUCGUCGUGAGCUCGUACAAGACCGUGGACGGCCGCGGCGCCCGCGUCGUGGUCGGCGAGGGCGGCGCGUGCUUCGCGGUGAACAACGUCAGCAACGUCAUUGUUGAUACUCUCAUCAUCCACGGCAUCACCAUGCGCGGUUGCAGUCCUACACCCAAGGUGGGAACAUACUACAACUUGUCGUUGCACUCUGAGUCGGACGGCGACGGCGUCAGCAUCAACCAUUCCAGGGACGUGUGGAUCGACCACUGCACGCUCGAGGCCUGCGCCGACGGCCUCAUAGACAUCACCGUGGCCUCCACAGCUGUGACCGUCUCCAACAGCCUCUUCACCAACCAUAACAAGGUUAUGCUCCUUGGGCACAGCGACGCCUUCUCCGAUGACAGGAGCAUGCAGGUCACCGUUGCGUUCAAUCGUUUCGGGCCAGGUCUUGUGCAGAGAAUGCCAAGGUGCCGGUUUGGAGUGUUCCACAUCGUCAACAAUGACUACGUGAACUGGGAGAUGUACGCCAUCGGUGGCAGUGCAUCCUCAGCCAUCCUUAGUCACGGCAACAGAUUUCAUGCUGACAGGAUGAAGGAGGUGACAAGACGGAAAGGCGAUGCGCCAGAGAGAGAGUGGCGGAACUGGACGUGGAUAUCGAACGGCGAUCUGAUGCUCAAUGGCGCCUUCUUCACCCCGUCGGGAAGACCGGGAUCUGAGCUGAAAGCCCCUAGUUUUGCAAAGUCUGCCUCUUCCGUGGCAACGAUGACUGCCUCCGCCGGGGCGCUCUCAUGUAACAACGGUUGUAUGUGCUGAAGAGCAGCAACUGAUCGCUUCUUUCCCUGUCCACAAACAGUUUCUAUUUUUUAGAUUUGCAAACAUAAUUUUCAGGAUUUCGAGUUAAGCUACGUUUGGGACGUAUUCCUCUAGGUCCCGA
Molecule: messenger RNA, 1300 nt
Organism: Lolium perenne
Lineage: Eukaryota; Viridiplantae; Streptophyta; Magnoliopsida; Poales; Poaceae
Product: pectate lyase-like
Molecular function (GO): pectate lyase activity
Source: RefSeq, a predicted model, not a curated record